AUGAGUGGGGAUCUCCACUCCUGUGCUGGAGGGCCUCCUUGCAGCCUUACGGGGCUGGCUUGUGAUGGGAACAUGACAGGCCUAGCCCAGACAGGGACAAAGGCAAUGGGACAAAUCAACAUGGACACACACACUGUGACUGUGCUUGAGCCACAGAGCAGAAGGACCCCUCAGAGCUCUGAGCUGGUGGGGGUCCUGGCAGGCUUCCUGGAGGAGGUGACGCUUGAACUAAGAGCUGAAGAACAGGCAUCACCCAGGUCAAAGCCAAAAAGCUUUCCCAUCGUGAGGAUGCUGCCGCCAGAGGGUCCCCGGGCCUCCGAAGAGGGCACAGCCGCUGGGCCCCAGCGAGGUGACUGCGUCAUCUGCUACUCAGCCUAUGACCUCACUGGGCACCUACCCCGCCGCCUCUACUGCGGUCACACCUUCUGCCAGGCGUGCGUGCGGCGGCUGGACACGCCAGCCCACGAGCAGCGCUGGAUCCCCUGCCCGCAGUGCCGCCAGAGCACACCCACGCCCCGUGGAGGGGUGGCCAUGCUGGACCUCGACCUGGCUGCCUUCCUGGCCGUCAGGGCCGAGCGGGAGCCGCCUCGCACAGAACCCCAGCCCCCCACGCCCCUCAAAGGCAGCACCGCCAUCACUCAGCAGCCGGCCAGGCUUUGGCCUGCCUUGGGCCCCCAGCCCCACUUCCCCCAGCCCAGAUGCUGCUUCUGGGGCUGCAGCGGCCUCUGCUGGGACCCCCCAGGCAGCCCCGAGGCCUGA
Messenger RNA from Orcinus orca (killer whale), 759 nucleotides. It is a transcript of the gene RNF224, whose product is annotated as ring finger protein 224. The record is from RefSeq and is a predicted model, not a curated record. The coding region runs from base 1 to 759 and encodes 252 amino acids. Lineage: Eukaryota; Metazoa; Chordata; Mammalia; Artiodactyla; Delphinidae. The transcript is spliced from 2 exons.